Molecule: messenger RNA, 1548 nt
Organism: Debaryomyces hansenii CBS767
Lineage: Eukaryota; Fungi; Ascomycota; Pichiomycetes; Serinales; Debaryomycetaceae
Product: TFIIH/NER complex subunit
Exons: 1
Coding region: 1-1548 (515 amino acids)
Biological process (GO): nucleotide-excision repair
Cellular component (GO): transcription factor TFIIH core complex; transcription factor TFIIH holo complex
Molecular function (GO): double-stranded DNA binding; ATPase activator activity
Source: RefSeq, a predicted model, not a curated record
AUGUCUUCUAGUAACUUAUUCAAAGCUACUGUUAACGAGCAUUUGGAGGGACUACCAAAACAAGUCCAAUCAAGAUUAUAUGAGGCACCAGCAACAUGUCUAUCGAUUUAUAGAUUAUUACCUCCAAUAGCUAAAUUCUACAUAAUGACAAUGUUAUUUUAUGAAACGCCAGUGGCAUUGAAGGAUUUGGAUAAGUGGUGUAAGCCAACGUCAAGAAAGUUUCAAUUUGACUCGUUAAAGCGAUUGAGGGCCUUGCAUCUCAUCGAGGAAGACAGUAGUGGAUCACAUAUUAGGUUACAUCCCACUUUCAGGCAGAAUUUCCGUGAUUGUCUCACUGGAUCACAAGCUCGUAAUGCAUUUGGUAAUUUAAGCACAACACCCGAUGAACAAAGUGUUAGCAUCAAAUUCUUGGACUCUUUUGCGCUCCAAAAAUGGGAAAGUAUAUUGCAUUUCAUGGUUGGAACCGAACUAAGUGUCACACCUUCGAAUUCUGUGUUAUCAUUGUUAAAACUGGGUGGGUUAAUGGAAGGAACUAACAAAGGUGGAAAUAGGUUAAAUAUCACUAAUUCAGGGUUUCAAUUUUUAUUACAAGAUAUCAACGCCCAAAUCUGGACAUUAUUAUUACAAUAUUUAAAUUUAACGCAAGACUUAAAUAUGGAUCCUGUGGACGUAUUGAACUUUAUUUUCAUAUUAGGCUCUUUGGAGUUGGGUAAAGGGUAUACAGUUUCAAGUUUGAGUGAAACACAAAUAAGUAUGUUGGCAGAUUUGAGAGAUUACGGUUUAAUAUAUCAAAGAUCAGAAAAUUCCGAAAGAUUUUAUCCUACAAGACUAGCCACCACCUUGACCUCCGAUUCAGCGGCAUUGAAGUCCCCGUCUAUGGCUAUGGAACAAGCCUUAGAAUCAACUACUGAAACUGAAGAACAACAAAAUUUGGCAUCCAAUUCAAACCAGGGGACAAUCAUUCUUGAAACCAAUUUUAAGAUUUAUGCAUAUACAAAUUCCCCAUUGGAGAUAGCGAUUUUAAAUCUAUUUGUACAUUUAAAGACUCGAUUCUCUAACAUGGUAUGUGGUCAAAUCACAAGAGAAUCGAUCAGGAAUGCCCUAUAUAACGGUAUUACCGCUGAUCAAAUUAUUAAGUUUUUGGAAACACAUGCUCAUUCUCAAAUGAAGAUACUAGCUAAAGAAAGAUUGGAUAAGAAGAUAGAAUUUGACACUAGCAAUAAUAUUAACACUGCAGGGGGUGCUCCACAGUCACAAAUGAUGACGAAUGAAAAUGGUACUACGGUAGCUCAGCAUAAAUUGGAAGUAUUACCACCAACAGUCGUUGACCAGAUCAAGCUCUGGCAGUUAGAAUUAGAUAGAAUUCAAACAUUUGAGGGAUACUUAUUUAAAGAUUUUGCGAGCCAACAAGAAUUUGAAGCAUUGAGUAAUUAUGCUUCAGAAAUAGGUGUUUUACUAUGGUCAAAUAAGAGUAAAAUGAAGUUCUUUGUUACAAAAGACGGAAUUUCACAGGUUGCUGAUUUUGCUAGUAGAAAUCAAAGAAGGUAA